Exophiala xenobiotica is the source of this 1650-nucleotide messenger RNA. RefSeq lists its product as uncharacterized. The record is from RefSeq and is a predicted model, not a curated record. The transcript has a single exon. Bases 1 to 1650 code for a protein of 549 amino acids. NCBI's taxonomy places the organism in Eukaryota, Fungi, Ascomycota, Eurotiomycetes, Chaetothyriales, Herpotrichiellaceae.
AUGGCACGGGCCGCUCAAUCAGGGCGUGAGCUUCAUUUUGUCACCGUCACAAGUAGCAAGUCAGCCUCAAUUCCAGAUGCAGACCAACGAAGAUCCUUGCGUGCAUUUGUUAUGCAAGACUAUCUCCGGCAAAAGAAUGACCCAGACUGGCAUUUUGCUCCAGCAAAGGUGGACAACCGAAUGAGCUCACAUAUUUCUCGGUUUCGAGCUAUCAGGCCAGCUUCGACGACACAUCGCAGGGCACGGACAAUGAAAUCGCGAAGAACACGGCCUCCAAUGUUGGCAUGUACACGACCAAGGCGACUUGUUCCUGCUUCUGCCCGUAGUGAAGUGGACGACAUUGUAGACAUUCUGGAAAAUCCCGAUCGGCCUUCGUCAUGGUCACCGCUCCAUGACCUGGAUAUGCUGGACCCUUUUCGUACCUUUCCACUCGACAUUUCCAAGCCAGACAUUCUACUCCUUGAAUAUUAUCACAGCUCUUUCUGGGCCAACUCUUAUGCUUGCAACCCUGAAGGCCGAUGGAUGUCGGUGGCUUGGACAGACCCGGCCAUCAUACAUGCGACCCUUUGCCUCGUGAUCAUCCAUAGGAGAGACUGCCUUUCGACAGAUAUAUCAAGAGAUUACUUCAAGCACCGAGGGCACGCCAUGAAAUCCAUCGCUGGUCGAUUGAGUGAUCCGAAAGAAGCCAUCAGUGAUGCCACCAUUGGUGCCGUAGCUAUUCUUUCGAGUUCUGACCAUCACUUUGAGUGGCCCCCCAGCGUCCAGGAGACUCACUCUCUGGGGCUGACUGAAAUGAUUGCUCGCCGUGGAGGUAUGGACCGUCUGAGCUCGAAUCGGCAUGUUCAGCGAGUAGCAGGAUGGGCCGAUCUGCUUCAUUCUGCAAUGUACGGCACCGGCCUCAGGAUCAAGAUCCCUUCGAGGCUAACUGAGCGUUCUUUUCAGGAUUUCGACGAGAUUGCCCUCCAGAAAUCCAUCCAGCAUGCACCUGGUAUCCUCUGGGAUGAAUUGCCCUCUAGCAUUGCAAACAUUCUCCGCCAACUACGGAUUCUAUCAGGAAUCAAGGCUCUUCUUCUUGGCGAGCGCAAUGUGGAAAUGUGCCAAACCUUCAGCGACUUGCUGUGGAAGCUCGAGUAUGCUAUCCUCGACCAUCAUGAUCUUCCAGAUACGUCCGCAGAGUAUCACUCCGGCCUUUUUGGGGGUAAGUCAAUGGUCGACGCUGUAGGCAUUGCAGCGCUCCUGUUUUCGUACUCUUACUUGAGGGAUCUGACAGCACCAAUACUGUAUGACAAAUUAAGUGCACGACUGAGGAGUACGCUGUCCGCCUUGCAAGAGGCACAUGUGUUGUCCGGAGCGGGUGUAAGAAGCCUGUCCCAAAUCUAUGCGCACGAGUUCUUGCGAGGUGACGAACUUGCAAUCUUGCUUUGGGUGCUGAAUCUGGGACUACAGGGCUCCCGGACCGACCAACAGAGCAAGGGAUGGUUUGCAAAAACGAUGGCUCAAGUUUGUUGGAAUAACGGCGUCCUUUUGCGUGCCAUGGUGGAUGAGAGGAUGCGGAGCGUGGUUCCUCAGGCCGGACAUGCAAUGGAUAUUUCAGAGGAGGCCUGGACACGGGUGCAGGGGUUGAUAUGUGAAGACCUUGGAGAAACAUGA